AUGCGUGAAGUCACUCCCGACUGGGAUGCGAACCCGAACUUGGACAUUUCAGCUUUCUCAGAGCUCCCAACGAAAGAUUUCGGGGUGAACCAACACAUGGUUAUCAACCAAGAAUUCAAGGAAGCACUCCGUCAAAUCCUUUGGAAAUUCCGGGCACCGAUUCGGUAUGCAUUCGCAUAUGGUUCAGGCGUUUUCCCUCAAUCAGGAAGCGCACCUGGAUCCGACGGAUGCCAUCCAUCAGCUCCCGCAGCAAUCAAGAACAUGCAGCAGGGCAAGGGAAAGAUGAUUGAUUUCAUAUUCGGAGUCUCGUAUAGUCAGCAUUGGCACUCUCUGAACCUGCAUCAGCAUCGUGAUCAUUACUCUGGAUUAGGUUCGCUGGGAUCCUACGUGGUGUCCCAAGUACAGGAUCAAUUUGGAGCUGGGGUCUAUUUCAACCCGUAUAUCACUGUCAAUGGCACUUUGAUCAAGUAUGGAGUCGUUAACCUGGAUACACUCUGCAAAGAUCUCAGUAACUGGGACACUAUGUACCUCGCGGGACGACUGCAGAAGCCCGUCAAAAUUCUCCGGGAUCAUCCGCAGGUACGCCUGGCGAAUCAGAUGAACUUGCUCUCCGCUUUACGGGUAGCCUUGUUAUUGCUCCCCGCGGAGUUCAGUGAAUUUGAACUCUAUAGUACAAUUGCCGGGUUGAGUUACAUGGGCGACAUCCGCAUGUCAUUGCCAGCCGAGGACCCCCAGAAGGUGAAGAACAUUGUCUCUGGGCAAAUGGCUAACUUCCGGCGGCUGUACGCACCGCUGAUUGAAAACCUGCCCAAUGUCGUCUUCAACGAUCCGCGGUGCACUCAACGCGACUGGAUCGAUGAUCCCGAAACCAAUGUGCGGGUUUCUCAGGACGUGGAUCCGGUGAAGCGCGGCAACAUGGUCAGCCGGCUGCCCCCAGCAUUCCGGGAAAAGCUGUACUUCCAGUACCAAGCAAGAUAUCAGAUCCCGCGGGCAGAAUUCGAGAAGAUGAAGGAGGAAAACAGCAGUAAGGAACCGGAGGCUUUCCGUCGGAGACAGGGUGGUCCGUUUGAACGGCGCAUCGCAGAUGACUCGAGCCUUAAGCACGAGGUAGAGACAUCGAUCAUGAAAACCAUCCGCUGGCCUAGCACGGUCCAAAGUGCCAAGGGGCCAGUCACUGCGGGAUUUGGCAAAUCCUGGCGAUACAUGCGGGAAAAGCAAAAGAAGUAUAAGGGUGACUACAAAGAUGAUGGGACGAAUGUUCUGCUCGAUGCCAACGAGAAUGCCUACGGUCCUGGUCUCGCCCUGAAUGCGGAGGGUGCGCUGCAGCACUCGACUGUCGAUGGGGAUGCGACUGGGUCGUCGAAGCCUGAUAUUGAUUUCCUGGGGUUAAACCGAUACCCAGACCCGCACCAGGUCGAACUGAAACAACUUUUCUGCAACGUCCGCAACACCCACGUCCACACCCAGAAGAACAUCACCCCCGAUAACCUCUUUGUCGGAGUCGGUUCGGACGAAGCCAUUGACGCCCUGCUGCGAUGUUUCUGCGUUCCUGGAAAAGACAAGAUCCUGACCUGCCCUCCCACAUACGGUAUGUACGCCGUCAGCGCCGAUGUAAACGACGUCGCCAUCGUCAAGGUCCCUCUGGACGCCGCCAAUGGGUUCCAGCUGCAGCCGGAGAAAAUCAACGAGACACUAGCGGCGGAUGAGUCGAUUAAGAUGGUGUACAUCUGCUCGCCCGGAAACCCUACCGCGAACUUGAUCCGCAAGGAGGAUGUUCAGAAGGUUCUGGAGCACCCCACGUGGAAUGGCAUUGUCGUGGUGGACGAGGCAUACAUCGAUUUCGCCCCCGAGGGCUCUAGUCUGGCUGAAUGGGUAGCCGAGUGGCCCAACCUGGUCGUCAUGCAGACACUGAGCAAGGCCUUUGGUCUGGCCGGUAUCCGUCUCGGUGUUGCAUUCACCAGCCCACCAAUUGCCCGCCUGCUUAACAGCCUCAAAGCCCCCUACAACAUCUCCAGCCCCACCAGUGCAAUCGCCCAGGCAGCCCUCUCCCCGAAAAACAUGUCCGUCAUGCGCAACUACCGCGAACAGAUCGUCACGCAGCGCGAUCGCCUGCUCGCAGAACUCCCCAAGAUCCCAGGUGUUGGUCGCUUCCUUGGUGGAUACGAUGCGAACUUUCUGCUCGUCGAGCUGUUGGACAAGCCAGAUGGACAGGCUAGUAACAAGAUUGCACUGGCUGCGUACGAGGCUAUGGCGGAGAAGAGAGGUGUCGUGGUGCGGUUCCGGGGUAAGGAGUUAGGCUGUGAGGGAGCUGUGCGGGUUACUGUUGGUACUGAGAAGGAAGUUACCAAGUUCUUGUAUGAGAUCCGGGUGGUUCUGGAGGGGCUGCACAAGGGGGCUGAUAUUGGGUCGUUGCGGGAGGAGGUGAACAAAACGGAGGCUAACUAA
Molecule: messenger RNA, 2445 nt
Organism: Aspergillus glaucus CBS 516.65
Lineage: Eukaryota; Fungi; Ascomycota; Eurotiomycetes; Eurotiales; Aspergillaceae
Exons: 4
Coding region: 1-2445 (814 amino acids)
Biological process (GO): cardiolipin biosynthetic process; L-histidine biosynthetic process; CDP-diacylglycerol biosynthetic process
Cellular component (GO): mitochondrion
Molecular function (GO): L-histidinol-phosphate:2-oxoglutarate transaminase activity; pyridoxal phosphate binding; phosphatidate cytidylyltransferase activity
Source: RefSeq, a predicted model, not a curated record